AUGUCGCAAACAUUCAAGCCAUUCCGCCUUCCAUUGCUUGGUGGCUUUGCUCUUAUGCUCCUCCUAGUUCAUGCCCAGGAUGAUCAAUCAGGAUUCAUUAGCAUAGACUGCGGCCUUGCCGGAAAUUCCAGCUAUGCUGAAAAGGCAACGGGCAUUAAAUACAUUGCAGACGAAACCUUCAUAGACACCGGUGAAAGAAAAUCCGUGUUGCCGGAAUACAGCAAUAGGUAUCAACAGCCCUACACGUCUCUUAGGAGCUUCCCUGAAGGAAACAGAAACUGCUACGAGAUCAAUGUUACUGAUGGCUACAAGUAUUUAAUCAGAUCAAGUUUCGUGUAUGGGAAUUAUGAUGGCCAAAAUAAAGUUCCUGAAUUCGAUCUGCAUCUUGGAGCUAACUUAUGGAGGUCGGUGAAGUUGGAGAGUGCAUCUACUAUCACACACAAGGAGCUCAUACACGUCCCUGGCCGAAACUACAUACAUGUUUGUCUGGUAAACACAGGCUCCGGGGUCCCAUUUAUAUCAGCUCUAGAAAUAAGGCCUUUAUCGAAUGGAUCUUAUAGAACAGAAGGGGAAUCCUUGGCACUUGACAUGCGAUUUGACACGGGUCAAAACGCUAAUUUAACUUCAUAUAGGUAUCCACAUGAUGCUUUUGAUCGCAUCUGGAAUGGCUACUAUGACAAUGAUUGGACACAAUUAAUUACCACAUCCACCAUAGACAAUAGCAAACCUUUCCAACCACCAGAAAUUGUCCUGCGCACAGCUGCCACACCGAAAAAUAAAAACGGUUCCUUGGAAAUUCGGUGGCUGCCUUCUGAUAAUGUUACGGAAUAUUAUGUUUACAUGCACUUUUCAGAAGUUGAGAAACUCCCAGGAAACCAUUCUAGACAGAUGUACAUCAAUAGGGAGGGAGAAUUCUUUUACAAACUUCCUGUUCUUGAGUACUUGUCCAUCUGGACAGUUUACAGCAUUAAAGCUCAAAGUAAUGGAGGACAAUAUAAUUUCUCGAUCUUUAAGAUUGAGAACUCUACCCUUCCACCAAUCCUCAAUGCUAUCGAGUUUUACAUGGUAAAAGAAUUCUUAGAAUCAGAAACAAACCAAGCAGAUGUUGACGCAAUCAAAGACAUCAAGUCAACUUAUAAGAUUAAAAAGAACUGGCAAGGAGAUCCAUGUGUCCCCCAAGCUUACUUGUGGGAAGGUCUAAACUGUAGCUAUCCUGAAAAUGAGUCCCCAAGAAUCAUAUCCUUGGACUUGUCCUCAAGCGGACUAACAGGGGAGAUAGCUACUUCUAUAUCUACUCUCGAAAUGAUACAUACAUUGGAUUUAUCAAACAACAACUUGAUAGGACCAAUUCCGAACUUCAUGUCUCAAUUGCCAAACUUAAAUGUCCUAAACCUGGAGAAAAACAAGCUCACAGGCUCAGUUCCAAUUAGACUAAUUGACAGAAACAAGAGUGGUUUGCUAUCUUUAAGUUUAUGCGAAAAUCCAAAUCUAUCUGGAGCUGUUUCUUGCAAAAGGAAGAAGAACAAUUUUGUUAUUCCAUUACUAGGGUCAAUCGUUGGAAUUUCAGUCCUCUUAUUAUGUGCAGCAGCUGCUUGGUGGGGUUUCAAAAGGAAAAGACAUGAAGCAAAAGACACCAUUGGGACAUCAGUGGAGUCAACAAAACGACAGUUUACAUACUCUGAGAUCAUUAAGAUCACAAACAACUUCAAGCGGAUUCUUGGAAAAGGUGGAUUUGGAAAUGUUUAUCAUGGCUACAUCGACGAUACUCAACUAGCUAUCAAGAUGCUUUCACCAUCCUCAGUUCAAGGAUUUCGACAAUUUCUUGCGGAGGUUGAUCUUCUUUUGAGAGUUCAUCACAAAAAUUUGACAAGCCUGGUUGGAUAUUGCAAUGAUAAGACUGGGAUAGGGCUCGUCUACGAGUACAUGUCCAGUGGAAACUUGCAUGCACAUCUUUUUUCAGGUAGCAGCUCAAAUAUCUUGACUUGGAAAGACAGACUUCAAAUAGCAAUAGACGCUGCACAAGGAUUGGAGUAUCUGCACUAUGGCUGUAAGCCACCAAUAAUCCACAGGGAUGUAAAAUUAACAAAUAUUUUGCUGAAUGAAAAUUUCCAAGCCAAGCUAUCUGAUUUUGGACUAUCCAGAACUUUCCCCUCUAAUGAUGACACUCAUGUAUCGACCGUCGUGGCUGGCACUCCCGGCUACCUUGAUCCUGAGUACAACCUAUCAAACAGGUUGAACGAGAAAAGUGAUGUUUAUAGCUUCGGGGUUGUGCUGCUGGAGAUUAUCUCCUGUCGACCUGUUUACUCAUCAAGGGAACAUGAAAGAAUUCACAUCAGUCGGUGGGUGAGCUCCAUGCUUGCAGAAGGAGACAUUUACGGCAUCGUUGAUCCGAGGUUAAAGGGAAGUUUCAAUGUAAACUCUGUUUGGAAAGCUGCGGAAAUAGCAACAGCAUGUACAUCAGCAGAUGCCAUCAAAAGGCCGACCAUGAGUGAGAGUUGUCGUAAUCCGAUGCCAUGCACUAGCUUCUGGAAUGUGCACUUGGGUAAAGAUUUGGUGAAGAGAUCCGCCAAGUUAUCGCUUGAACGGAUUUGUCUGACUUUGAUUUCUUGA
Prunus avium (sweet cherry) is the source of this 2610-nucleotide messenger RNA. The record is from RefSeq and is a predicted model, not a curated record. NCBI's taxonomy places the organism in Eukaryota, Viridiplantae, Streptophyta, Magnoliopsida, Rosales, Rosaceae.